Messenger RNA from Gilbertella persicaria, 1011 nucleotides. RefSeq lists its product as uncharacterized. The transcript has a single exon. Lineage: Eukaryota; Fungi; Mucoromycota; Mucoromycetes; Mucorales; Choanephoraceae. The coding region runs from base 154 to 888 and encodes 244 amino acids. The record is from RefSeq and is a predicted model, not a curated record.
AUUCAUUUUCUUUUCCCAAUGAAGAUUUUUUACAAAAAGACAUCCACAGACUUUUUAAUUACAACCGAUGGUUAUUUAAAAAAGAAUUAUAUGUCAAUCAUUGAACCUUAUUCUUUCAAGAAAAAAAUAAAAAGUGAUACAUUAUCGCAUGUAAUGCACUUGUUUGAAGAAAAGAACAAGUAUGCACCUUUACCUGUAGGCAGUCCACUUCCCAUCAAGGCAAACGGUGCGAUUGUAGUGCACCGACCAAGUGAUUUAUGCUCUUCCAAUCUAUCUUCAUUACCUCUCUAUCUUCAAGACAUUGAUGAUGAUAAGCAAUCCAUAAAGCAAGAUGAAGGAGUGGUUAUCGAACAAGCCAAAGAAGACACAGAAUCCGAACAUAUUGUGCCUCCAUUCGAAGAUAUUGAAAUUAUUGAUCUGGUUCAUGAAGAAAACAACCGACUGCGUCAACAAAUCUUUGUAGAAAGAGAACAAAAUGAGAAAUGGAGACUGGCUAAAGAACGCUCCGAUCAAGAACUAACAUGUUCAGAACAAAAAAUCAAGUCGUUGAAACGUACCUUGGAUCGGUUCGAGAGGUUGCUGUUGUCUUCUGAAAAUAAGGACUAUCAAAGAUCAAGACGUCAAUCCACAGGUACAGUUUCGUAUACCAAUCAUCACUCUGCUGCUUCGGAUUCGGGUUCGGCGAUUGAAUCCUAUGAACGUAAAUUACAAAUCCUACUAAGUGAAAUUGAAGCUAUGGAACAAGGAGAAUUGGAACUUGUCAAGAAACUUGCAGAGCAAUCAAAUGAAAAUGACAAGUUGCAGAGAAAGAUAAAUUACAGAGACGAUAUCAUUCGACAACUUGCUUGUGAUUUGCAAAUUGAAAGACAUGUUGCUCGUCACAAAUAAAAUAGUUUCUCAGGCACCUUUUUUCUUUUCCCUUUGUUUCUUUUACUCAAAUGAUGAUGACAAAGCUAAUAACGUGUGAGUCAGUCAACCAAAUAAAUUUAAGCUGAAAUAUUUAUUUUACUU